AAACAAAUUAAAUUAUAUAUAUAUAUAUAUUUUUUUGAUAAAAUAAUCUCGUAAAAAUGGUUAAAAUCUUUAUUGUCAUCUAUAGCACCUAUACCCAUAUCUACCAAUUGGCUUUAGAAGCCAAGAAAGGUAUUGAAUCUGUUAGUCCAAGCGUCCAAGUUGAACUUUACCAAGUUCCCGAGACUCUCUCUCAAGAAAUUUUGGAUAAAAUGCAUGCCCCACCUAAACCAGAUAUUCCAAUUAUUACAGCUGCUAAACUUGCGGAAGCAGAUGGGUUCUUAUUUGGAUUUCCAACUCGAUUUGGUACUAUGCCAGCUCAAUUCAAAGCAUUUUUGGAUAGUACUGGUCAAUUAUGGUUCACCAAUGCUUUAAAUAGAAAAUUCGCUGGACUCUUUUUCUCUACAUCCACUCAACAUGGUGGACAAGAAACUACAGCUUUCACUGCUGUCACUUAUUUCGCUCAUCAUGGUAUGGUUUAUGUUCCACUUCAAACCGGAAUACCUUACUAUGGUCAAACCGACGAAGUUAUUGGAGGCGGUCCAUGGGGAAGCGGAACAAUAACUGGAUCUGAUGCAUCCCGCUCAAUCUCAGAAAGAGAAAAGGAAUCCGCACGACUUCAAGGAAAAGAUUUCGCUGAAGUUGUUUCAGCCUACGUAAAUGGAAAAAAAGCGUAAGCAAUCUUAUAGCAAAAAAUAGAUUAACAUAGUUUAAUAUCAUCAAUUCAUUAGUAUAUAUAUUGAUAUAUUUAAAUUAUUGAUUUUAUUGUACAUUAGUUAGCAUUAUUUAAUUUCAAUAAUUGUACAAAUAAAACUCUUUUUGC
This is a messenger RNA of Rhizophagus irregularis DAOM 181602=DAOM 197198, 820 nucleotides long. RefSeq lists its product as uncharacterized. NCBI's taxonomy places the organism in Eukaryota, Fungi, Glomeromycota, Glomeromycetes, Glomerales, Glomeraceae. Gene Ontology annotation, molecular function: FMN binding; NAD(P)H dehydrogenase (quinone) activity. The record is from RefSeq and is a predicted model, not a curated record. Gene Ontology annotation, cellular component: membrane.